UCUCUGUGUGGGGGAACCAAGAAUGCCUUGUGUCUAGUUCCUAUUUAUUGUUGAAUGGGACAGACUGAACUGAACAACAAAACUUUCUUCCAAGAUGUCACACUAGGGAUGUAACAUCCCUAACAGGCAGACAAGAAUCUGGGAACUAAGCAAUCUGUGGGGAGACUUGCUUAUUAAUGAUCUCUAGCCAGACUCCAUGACUUGGCUCCCCAGCAUAUCACUACUCAAACAGAUACCAUACUUUGACUCUUAUAUUGAUGCUCUGUAGAUCUGCUUAUUCUGUAUAGUAGAACAAUGGGCCUGAUGCAAACUCAACGAAUGUUUCAGCAGCUGCUGCAAACUUUAAAAAAAACCCAAUACAACAGUAGGAAGACAACUCUAGAACUGCUGCGGAAAUCAAGAUAGGGAAUGAAUAACUCAAGGAAGCUGAAUAGGGAGCCAGAAUAACUGCAGGAUCUGCCAGUGUUUGGUGAUUCCUGCAGCACUUCAGGUGCUCCGAGCUGAUAAGGAAGAAGCCAAGGUAGAAUUACCAAGUGGAACUGGAGUAAUAUAUUCUAGAAGGUUGAAAGAGUCUAGACCAUCUUCUGAAUGAGCAGAGGGCUGUUUCCAGUUCUUCUAUUACUUCUGCCCCAAAUAUGGAAUAUCCCUCCCACACAAUUACACCUCCUGAGGUCUAGGGUGGGCAAGAUUAAGUCUGGGGCUGCAUGACCAGCUUUGUAUACAGCCGGCACUAGAAAAUGGUAUUGCUGAAGUCGCCAGAUGGUGGAUGGGGCUGGGUGAUUGUCCUUGUUUCCUUCUUUACUCAGUUCUUCUGUUAUGGGUCUCCAUUAGCAGUUGGAGUCUUGUAUCUAGAAUGGCUGGAUACUUUUGGAGAGGGGAAAGGAAAGACUGCUUGGAUUGGAUCCCUUGCAAGUGGAGUUGGAUUGCUUGCCAGUCCUGUCUGUAGUGCAUGUGUGUCUUAUUUUGGAGCAAGACCUGUGACAAUCUUCAGUGGUUUUAUGGUGGCUGGGGGCCUGAUGAUGAGCAGUUUUGCACCGAAUAUAUAUUUUCUGUUUUUUUCAUAUGGAAUUAUUGUUGGGCUUGGCUGUGGCUUAUUAUAUACAGCAACAGUAACCAUCACCUGUCAGUAUUUUGAUAAACGCAGAGGCCUUGCACUUGGUUUGAUUUCAACAGGUUCAAGUGUUGGACUUUUUAUAUAUGCAGCAUUACAAAGAGAACUCAUUGAACUAUAUGGACUAGAUGGAUGUUUGCUAAUAGUUGGUGCAUUAUCGCUAAAUAUACUAGCAUGUGGCAGUCUAAUGAGACCUUUGGAGUUAUCUGAUUCCCCUUUGCCAGAAAAGUCAAGCCUAGAAAAAGUUGCAGAUCAGUACUUGAUUUACCACGAGAAAGAAAAUGUUGAAAAUACAAGCAUCCUAGAAAAAGGCUACAAUGAAGAAAAAUGUGUGAAUAUGUCCAGUCAUGAAUGCAAACAGGAUAGUGUUUUAAAUAAGAAUGGAUUAAUAUCAAAACAUGCAAAAGAGACAGACACUUAUAAACGGAAAGUUGUAGAACAAACAUACUUUUGCAGACAACUUGCAAAGAAGAAGUGGCAACUGUAUUUAAACUACUGGGAAGAAACAUUGUUUCUUUUUAAAAACAAAGUAUUCUCAUCACUUUUUAUUGCCAUCUUACUUUUUGACAUUGGUGGAUUUCCUCCUUCACUGCUUAUGGAAGAUGUAGCAAGAAGUUCAAACAUUAGUGAAGAAGAAUAUGUUAUGCCUCUUAUCUCCAUUAUAGGGAUUAUGACUGCAGUUGGUAAACUUGUUUUAGGAGUACUAGCAGAUAUUAAAUGGAUUAAUACUUUAUACCUAUAUGUUGUUACAUUAAUAAUGACUGGCGUGGCCUUGGUUGCAAUUCCAUUUGCAAAAAGUUACAUUAUACUGGCAAUACUUUCUGGAAUUUUAGGUUUUCUCACUGGGAAUUGGUCAAUUUUUCCAUAUGUAACCACAAAGACUGUGGGAAUUGAGAAAUUGGCACAUGCAUAUGGGGUAUUAAUGUUCUUUGCUGGACUUGGAAAUAGCCUUGGACCACCAAUUGUUGGUUGGUUAUAUGACUGGACACAGACAUAUGACAUUGCAUUCUGCUUUAGUGGACUUUGUGUUCUGCUGGGUGGACUUCUUCUGUUGGUGGCAGCUCUGCCAUGCUGGGACAACUGUAGUAAUCGGAGUGCAAAGCCACCUCCAAAUAUUUACUCCUACACAGUUGCAUCGAGUGUUUAAAUGGCAGCUGGAAAACACUUCAAUGCCUUUUUAUACUAUGUACUAUAUAGCAAAAUAUUUUAGUAAUUUUUCCACUUACUUAUGAAAUACAAAAAUCUUUUUACAAAUAGAAAAAAAAAUCCAGUGAUGCUUGACAUUUGAAUAAAUGACAUUUGGAAUAAAUUAGGCUUUUUUUUUAAUGGAAAAGGAUGGCACUAAUGUCUCCCUUCAGAGGUUUCCAAUAGCUGUACAAUGAGAGUCUUGGGGGGGGGGGAACAAACCUUAUCACCUAGAAUGCAAUACGUUGGUGAGGUGCUUAUAUCAUGGUAAGGUCAAUUUUUUUUUUCUUUAAGGUUCCCUGCUUUAUUGUAAAGCGCUAAUGAGGAAAAACUUGUAUUGCAUAACUGAAGUGAACAUUAUGGUAAAACUUAACAUUCUGCUUGCCGCUGCAAACUAAGAUGCUAUGAUACAAAUAUUAUGCUGCACACUUUUGGAAAUUUGUUUAAAAACUGUUGAACCAAAAUCUUUCAAACCAAGGAAUAAAUGAUUGUUGAAACCA
Messenger RNA from Dermochelys coriacea (leatherback sea turtle), 2796 nucleotides. RefSeq names its product solute carrier family 16 member 9 (gene SLC16A9). Bases 738 to 2258 code for a protein of 506 amino acids. Gene Ontology annotation, biological process: transmembrane transport; monocarboxylic acid transport. Gene Ontology annotation, molecular function: monocarboxylic acid transmembrane transporter activity. Lineage: Eukaryota; Metazoa; Chordata; Testudines; Dermochelyidae. The transcript is spliced from 10 exons. The record is from RefSeq and is a predicted model, not a curated record.